UAGGAAAUCUCAUCCUUUUUUUCAAGUACUUAAAGAUGUAACAGCAGAAAAAUUGUAAACAAAAAAAAAAGAGUGUAAAGUUUAUAUAAAAAGAGGGUGGUCUCAUUACUUGGCUACCAUCAUAAAUGUCCAUUUAAAAUGAGUGUUGUUUACUUUAAGUAUCUUAUAAAAGUCAAGUCGAAAUCAAGUUAUUUAAAUGUUCCUAAAUUCAUAUGAUUGUCAUGUCUUAUUUUACUUUUUUUUAUAUCUAUGUUUAAAUAUUUAUUUCCCUAAAAGAAGGAACUAUUUAGUGAUGAUAUUUAUUUUGUUUUUAUUUAUUUCUAAUUAUUUCUGUCUGUUUAAUUUCAUAUUUACAUUUAUAUAGUUUAGCUGAGUUGCGUAACUGAAACUUUCCCUGAUACAAUUCCCGCCCAGACGCGUUUCUAUAAGUCCGUAUAAUAUUUCUUUCGCAUAGCUUUUUUAUUUAUUUAUUUAUUUAUAUUUUCACAUCUUAUUGAUUUAACUUAUUUCAAUACGAUAGACAUAAAAAUAAGUUGUUAAGCUAAAUGUUAAUAAUACAAUGUUCUUUUCCCAUUUAUGUCAAAUAAUUCACCACCACGGUAGUGACAAGACAUACGGUUUGAGGUAACACACUUAGACUAAAGUAACUUGACGCGAUGUUGGUAAAGCCGACUAAACUAACGACGCCGUUUGGUAUUGCCGAUAUCUUGAAAGAUAAAACUGCUACAAGGCUGACCAAAAGAGAAAGCGCUUGGAGUCAUCCCGAACACGAAGUUUUGCUUAAAAAAAGAAAGUUUACAUUUUCCGAUACGGUUAUUAAAAACAACGAAUACAAAGUUUCUUUUGAAAAUAAAAUUUACCCAUGGAGGGACACGUCCUGUCGUCACGAUGUCGCUGAUAGUUACAAAUCGCCGCCUAACGAUUCUUUUAACGAAUGUCAAAUUCCUUAUGGAUUUACAGAAUCGUUUUUACCGCCAAAAAGAAGCACAGGGCGUGCAUACGAACCUUCUUAUUAUCAACCAAAAUAUUUCACAUUUUCACCAAAAACGCCGAAUAUUUGUCGUUUGUCGGAGUUUCAACACGUUAAGAAUUAUAUUGAUUAUCCGACAUCAGCAAUGCUAUACGUAGAAAAAUACAGAAAAUCUUUAAACAACGAACUUUGCGAUACAUCCUACACUUUCAGUGACGCCGUUAGGCCAACAGAUUACAAAUUUGAAGGUUAUUACACUUGCAAUGAAUUCAUUUCACCUUGCUCAUCGAAACCGUCGACGCCGGCAUUUUGUGUCGGGCGCAAAUCCGAAUCGCCAAAGCUGGAAAAUCAAGAUAUUGGGGAAUGUCGAAGCAAUAAUAACGAUGAUGAAGUUUUUACGACAACAAGAAAUAAUGGAGCAACGCCGCCAACGCCAAAGUCAAGCCGCCCGACAUUUAACGGUCAUCAGAUUUUUCAUUUGGAAAAAACGUUCGAAAAAACAAAAUACCUCGCUGGUCCAGAACGCGGGCGAUUAGCAAAAGCUUUAAGAAUGUCAGAAAAUCAAGUCAAAGUUUGGUUUCAGAACAGGAGAACAAAAUGGCGAAAAAAGUUGUCACGUGAGAGAUCGUGCGAACCAAUUGAAAGUUUGCUUGAAGAAAAACAUUACGUUGCCUCAAGCUUGAUAAAUUUGUGUCACCAUAGAAACUCUGGUGGAUGCUGAAAUGGGGUUUCCCACUUAUUGUUUCCUAAGGAAGCUAAAUUACAGUUUUUCAUUGUCAAGAAUAAUAGAAGAAUUACAUUACUGUACAUCCACUAAUCUGGAUGCGUUUUAUACAUAAUCUGAAAUGCCAAAAGCAUCAAAACACCCUUUAAAAAACGAAAGUUGUGUUGUCAUCAAAAGUUUUUAUUGUAUAUAUCGCUGUUAGUCAAUAUUGUCUCGAUUAAUAAACAAAAUACCACCUUG
Molecule: messenger RNA, 1934 nt
Organism: Hydractinia symbiolongicarpus
Lineage: Eukaryota; Metazoa; Cnidaria; Hydrozoa; Anthoathecata; Hydractiniidae
Product: homeobox protein Hox-B4-like
Exons: 3
Coding region: 657-1691 (344 amino acids)
Biological process (GO): cell differentiation; regulation of transcription by RNA polymerase II
Cellular component (GO): nucleus
Molecular function (GO): RNA polymerase II cis-regulatory region sequence-specific DNA binding; DNA-binding transcription factor activity, RNA polymerase II-specific
Source: RefSeq, a predicted model, not a curated record